AUGGCUCCAGAAGUGGUUAACCCCAAGAUGCAAUACAACUGCUUGGCUGAUAUAUGGAGUUUAGGAUGUACGGUGUUGGAGAUGGCAACCGGCAAUGAGCCAUUUGGAGAAUUGGUGUGCCAUAGUGUAUUUUGGAAAGUAGGUAAUGGGGAAAGCCCUCUUAUUCCGGAGGAUUUUGAGUAUGAGAUGAAGGACUUCAUCUCCAAAUGUCUGGAAGUGACUGUAGCAAAUCGUCCUACUUGCGACAUGCUUCAGACACAUCCUUUCAUUACUGGUGAACCGAUGACUGGACCAUUGAAACUAACAGAAGGUUAUCUCAUUGAAAGCCAGCGGCAUGGAAAAACUGGUUACAGCCUUGCAAAGAUACCGGCUCGCUUGAAGAAUAUUGUGACUAUCAUUGAUAGCACGGCCUCGUUCGCCUGUGCCCCUCACCUUUUCUCCUCUCUUAAUCGUGCAUCGUGUGCAGGUGCGCAAUGGUUUGAGCAACCGUUGAGUGCGAAAGUCGGAUCACUUAGGCCUGUUGGUAACGAAGCGGAAGGGCACGAGACAGCAGAGGAAAUACCUUUCUUAGAGUGGGUGUGGGCAGUGGUUCAUUCAGACACAAGCAGACUGGUGGGUGCUGCCAAGGAUGCGCAUUGGUCCGACCAUCGCAGAGAGGAUUUGGUAGAAACCAUCCUCUCCCCUCGUCAAUACCUGGCCUGGAGGCCUUCCAACUCAACCCAACUCAAUCGACUGGUUCGGGCGAUCUAA
Molecule: messenger RNA, 750 nt
Organism: Physcomitrium patens
Lineage: Eukaryota; Viridiplantae; Streptophyta; Bryopsida; Funariales; Funariaceae
Source: RefSeq, a predicted model, not a curated record